AUGAAAUCGAUCAAUUCAUCAUCAUCAUCAUCAGGUUCCAAAAACAAAUCAUCAAUCAAGUUUGUAUACAGUUAUGGCGGAAAGAUCCUUCCUCGUCGACAUUCCGACGCUCAACUUCUCCUCCGCUACGUCGGCGGCCACAUAAGAAUCCUCUCCGUCGAUCGUUUCAUAACAAUCUCAGAUCUGAUGAUGAAAUUUGAAGAUUCGUGUGGAUUUUCUGUGAAUUUGAAAUGUAAACUUCCAAACGAAGAUCUAGAUGUGCUUGUUUCCAUCACUUCUGACGAAGACCUAGCUAACAUUAUCGAAGAAUACGUUCGAGCUUCAUCGGUAUCGAAUAAGGAAUUGAAGAUUAGAGCGAUUCUGUUUCCUAAUUUAAAGUCUGUUAAUAAAAAGGUUCAUGUUCAUCCGCUGCCGCCGCCGCCGCCUGUUUCUUCUUCUUGUUGUUCCAGAGUUGGUUCAUCCUCAGGAAGUACUAUUGCAUCAGUACUGUCGUCGUCGUCGUUGGCAAUUGGAUUUCCGUUUCAACGCAAUAUUCCUUGCUGCUUCGGAGAGGGAAACUUUGCUCGAUCCAACAUCAGUAUUCCUCCAUGGAGUCAUCAUCAUCAUAACAACAGAUUCAAUUUAGCCUAA
Messenger RNA from Impatiens glandulifera, 630 nucleotides. RefSeq lists its product as uncharacterized. The record is from RefSeq and is a predicted model, not a curated record. Bases 1 to 630 code for a protein of 209 amino acids. Gene Ontology annotation, molecular function: protein binding. NCBI's taxonomy places the organism in Eukaryota, Viridiplantae, Streptophyta, Magnoliopsida, Ericales, Balsaminaceae. The transcript is spliced from 2 exons.